Messenger RNA from Trichomonas vaginalis G3, 663 nucleotides. RefSeq names its product integrase core domain containing protein family. Bases 1 to 663 code for a protein of 220 amino acids. Gene Ontology annotation, molecular function: nucleic acid binding. Gene Ontology annotation, biological process: DNA integration. The transcript has a single exon. The record is from RefSeq and is a predicted model, not a curated record. Lineage: Eukaryota; Parabasalia; Trichomonadida; Trichomonadidae.
AUGAGUGAAAAGAACUCAAACAAUGUUCUAAGUGCAAUGCAGAAGUUCAUUUCACAAGCUACAGGUGAAAUGAAGCCUACAAUACUUACUAGUGAUGAAGACCCAGCUUAUACGACACAAAAUGUUCGAGAUCUGUUGGUCAGUCAUAACAUUGAGCACAUGACGACACAGAAAUACAAUCAUAACAUACUAGGUAUUAUUAAUAGGUUCUGUAGAACUAUUAGAACUAUGUUACAUAUGAAGUUAAACCUCAAAGAAGGUGAUAAAACACCACCUUUCACUGCAGAUACAAUGAGACAAAUUAUUAAUGACUACAACACUGAAUAUCAUUCAAGCACACAACAAAAGCCUGAUGAUUUCACAGAAAAGGAUAAUGAGGAAUAUAUAAAGAAGCAAAGAUUGAAAGAAGAGUAUGUCAGAAAAAAUAACCUUUAUAACUUAAGACCUGGUCAAAAAGUUCAAGUCAUAGUUGAACCAAGAACAUGGGGUAAAGGUAACCAACAAAGAAGACAUCUUGAUCCUUCUUAUUAUACAGUUGAUUCAGUUGAUACAAGUGCAUACUUGUUAAGAGCAAAAGAUGGAAGUGUUGCAAGAUAUCCAUGGAUUAGAUCAUGGAUUAAAGCAAGGAGAAACUUUAGAUCAAGGAAGACACGGUGCUGUUAA